AUGGGUGUGGUUCAGGACUUGGUGGUACAUUUCAAGUCUCUUGUAGACUCCCCCCUCUUGUUAUGUGGCAUUGCCACGACUCUUUGCAUAGUAUACUUCCUGGCUCUUGGACUGUAUCGCAUCACUCUCCAUCCGCUCGCCAAAUUCCCGGGGCCCAAACUCGCUGCCUUCACCCAAUGGUAUGAGACCUAUUUCGAAGUGUUCAAGUCCCCGGGCGGACAGUUUCUCUUCCACUACCGGAAGCUUCACGAGCAGUAUGGACCCAUUGUACGAAUCAGCCCGAAUGAAAUCCACAUACAGGAUUCCUCUUUCUUUGAGGAUCUCUACUCCCAAUCUUUGCCGUGGGACAAGCUUGAGCACUGGCAGCAUCGGUUCGGUAACGAUACCGGGCUCUUCCCGACGCCCAAGCACCAUGUGCAUCACGGCCGACGGGUUGCUCUAAAUUCGUUCUUCUCGAAACGCACCAUUACCGAGGCCACGCCGAUGAUGCAGGAGCAGCUGGACAAACUUUGCGGUCGACUCCGCCGGGAGUAUCAGGGCACAGGAAAGGUUCUGCGGUUUGACUGGAUGUGGGGAUGCAUUGCGUCCGACAUCAUCGUGCAAUACUGCUUCAAUCGGGGGUACCGGUUCAUCGAAGCCCCCGACUUCCGCUCUCAGUUCAUCCAGGCCAUGGUUGAUCUGCUGGAUGUGGUCCACGUGGUUGCGCAUUUUCCCUGGGUGUCCACCUUUAUGAAUGCGCUUCCGGAAAAGGUGGUCGAGGUGUUCCAACCGGGCAUGAAGUCGGUGAACCAUUACAACCAUGAAAUGUCCAGUCAGAUCGCGGAGAUUCUUGCCAUCAAAGCCCAGGGCAAAACGCGGGAAGCCGAUCGGAACACGGUGUUUGCCGCGUUGCUGGACUCGGACCUGCCGCCGGAAGACAAGAGCCUGCGGCGACUGCAUCAUGAGGCUUUCACUGUCAUUGGGGCUGGAUUCGACACCACCCGAUUCGCGAUGACUGUCGCCAGCUACCACAUUCUCAGCACUCCUUCGAUCUAUCACCGCCUUCGCGAGGAGUUGAAGGCUGCGAUUCCCGAUCCCACGAACAUGCCGCCUCUGCAGGAGCUGGAGAAGCUCCCGUAUCUGACGGGGUGUAUCCAGGAGGGCAUUCGUUUGUCAUAUGGUGUUGUACAACGCGGUCCACGUAUCUCGGACAAAUUCACGCUCAACUACAAGUCGUGGGUGAUUCCCAAGAACACCGCCAUCAGCAUGGACAUCUACUCCGUGCACCACGACGAGGCGAUCUUCCCCGACUCCUUCACCUACAAGCCUGAGCGGUGGCUCGGGGACCCCGUGGCGCCCGACGGCCGCAAACUCUCACGCUACAUGGUGGCCUUUGGUCGCGGCACUCGGUCGUGCCUGGGCAUCAAUCUCGCGUACGCGGAGAUGUAUAUUGCGCUGGCGAACAUCUACCGCCGGUUCGACUUUGAGCUGUAUGAGACGGGGCGUGAGUCGGUGGAGCUCUACCGCGACAUGUUCCUGCCGCACGUGCGCCCUGACACGCAGGGGGUGCGGGUGAAGGUGUUUUAGCCCGAGGUACAUGAUCUGGG
Aspergillus uvarum CBS 121591 is the source of this 1586-nucleotide messenger RNA. RefSeq names its product cytochrome P450. Gene Ontology annotation, molecular function: iron ion binding; monooxygenase activity; heme binding. The transcript has 4 exons. The record is from RefSeq and is a predicted model, not a curated record. The coding region runs from base 1 to 1566 and encodes 521 amino acids. Lineage: Eukaryota; Fungi; Ascomycota; Eurotiomycetes; Eurotiales; Aspergillaceae.